Molecule: messenger RNA, 344 nt
Organism: Racocetra fulgida
Lineage: Eukaryota; Fungi; Glomeromycota; Glomeromycetes; Diversisporales; Gigasporaceae
Source: the annotation of a GenBank genome assembly
AAAUAAGUAGUUCUCAGAAUAACUCUGAGGUGUUAAAUAUUGGCGAUAAAGCGCCAUUUGUAACAGAAAAUGAAUUUGAUCUUUCAGCUAUGAAUAAUGAAUCGAAAAAAGAUCUCCCAAUUGCUCCUACCAAUGAUGAAUAUCCUGUAAAUGAGAUGGAAGUUUCUAAAGGAAAACGAGAAAGGACGAGUGAUUCCGAAGGUCGCCCACCGAAAGCUGGAAGUAAAGGAGCGUUUACAAAAGACAUACGACUUUUAAUGUAUGGAUUUGGAGAUGAACCUAUUCCAGCAACAGAUUCCAUAAACGUAAUGGAAGAACUUGUUACUGAUUAUAUUACCGAGAUG